CAGCUUCAGAAAUGGAAACUGGGAGAAGAUGGAAACUGCACCUGUUAAAAACUUCACCCAGGGAGGAGCCUUUAUCAUUCUUUUCGUCAUCAACGCUGAGGGCUAUGAGGUCUAUGUGAAUGGCUUUAAGCAUUGCACAUUCAAGCAUCGCAUUCCUCUAGAUAAAGUUUCUACAUUUAACGUUCGUGGAGAUGUUUCCCUGCAAGUCUGUGGUUUAAUUGAUGGCUGGAGCACUACCCCAUCCUUUACAGAACUAAAGAAAAUCACAUCCACACAGACCUCAACCUCGUGUGUAACAUCCAUGCCUUUAGAGAUUUCACAUCCAAUCAGUAACCCAAAACUUCCCUAUGUUGGAAAAAUCCCAGGAGGGUUUAAACAAGACAUGGCUGUAUUCUUACAAGGGACUCUUCCUGCUGAGGCGAAGAGCUUUGAAAUGAAUUUUAAAACUGGAACAUCUGAUGCUGAUGACACCGCUUUUCACUACAAACCUCGCAUUGGUGAUUGUACCGUCCUGAACUCCUGCAGAAGUGGAAGCUGGGAGACAGAGGAAUCUGCUACUGAUAAACCCUUUACCAAGGGAGGAGUCUUCCAGAUAUUUGUUGCCAUUAAAUCAGACGGCUAUGAGGUCUACACAAACGGUUUAAAACACUGUACAUUCAAACAUCGUAUUCCUCUGGAGAAGGUUUCAGCAAUUACCUUUAAUGGUGAUAUUUCCUCCCUCCUCUGUGGGUUUAUUCAAAAAUGGACGUGUCCUUCUUUGUUCAUUAAAGAGAAGAAAUCUAUACUGAUGGGAAGUGGAAGCUCAACAUUUAUCCCAUUAGAGAUUUCUAAUCCAGUCAGCAACCCAGUAAGCAGUUCCUAUGUGGGUGAAAUUGCAGGAGGAAUAAAACAAGAUGUAGCUCUAGUUUUCCAAGGAACUGUUCCUGCCGAUGCAAAGAGCUUUGAAAUAAAUUUCAAAACGGGGCCAGCCGAUGGUGAUGACAUCGCUUUUCACUACAAGCCUGUUUUCGGGGCAAAUACCGCCCUGAACAGCUUCAGAAAUGGAAACUGGGAGAAGAUGGAAACUGCACCUGUUAAAAACUUCACCCAGGGAGGAGCCUUUAUCAUUCUUUUCGUCAUCAACGCUGAGGGCUAUGAGGUCUAUGUGAAUGGCUUUAAGCAUUGCACAUUCAAGCAUCGCAUUCCUCUAGAUAAAGUUUCUACAUUUAACGUUCGUGGAGAUGUUUCCCUGCAAGUCUGUGGUUUAAUUGAUGGCUGGAGCACUACCCCAUCCUUUACAGAACUAAAGAAAAUCACAUCCACACAGACCUCAACCUCGUGUGUAACAUCCAUGCCUUUAGAGAUUUCACAUCCAAUCAGUAACCCAAAACUUCCCUAUGUUGGAAAAAUCCCAGGAGGGUUUAAACAAGACAUGGCUGUAUUCUUACAAGGGACUCUUCCUGCUGAGGCGAAGAGCUUUGAAAUGAAUUUUAAAACUGGAACAUCUGAUGCUGAUGACACCGCUUUUCACUACAAACCUCGCAUUGGUGAUUGUACCGUCCUGAACUCCUGCAGAAGUGGAAGCUGGGAGACAGAGGAAUCUGCUACUGAUAAACCCUUUACCAAGGGAGGAGUCUUCCAGAUAUUUGUUGCCAUUAAAUCAGACGGCUAUGAGGUCUACACAAACGGUUUAAAACACUGUACAUUCAAACAUCGUAUUCCUCUGGAGAAGGUUUCAGCAAUUACCUUUAAUGGUGAUAUUUCCUCCCUCCUCUGUGGGUUUAUUCAAAAAUGGACGUGUCCUUCUUUGUUCAUUAAAGAGAAGAAAUCUAUACUGAUGGGAAGUGGAAGCUCAACAUUUAUCCCAUUAGAGAUUUCUAAUCCAGUCAGCAACCCAGCAGUUCCCUAUGUGGGGGAAAUUCCAGGAGGAAUAAAACAAGAUAUGGCUGUGGUUUUCCAAGGAACUGUUCCUGCAGAUGCAAAGAGUUUUGAGAUAAAUUUAAAAACGGGGCCAGCUGAAGGUGAUGACAUCGCUUUUCACUACAACCCUCGCAUUGGUAAUUAUACUGCUCUGAACACCUUCGAAAGCGGAAGCUGGGGGAAGCAGGAAAAUGCACCUGACAAACCAUUCACCAGAGGAGAAGGAUUCAUUAUUCUUUUCAUCGUUAAUGAUGAGACCUUUGAGGUCUAUGUGAAUGGCUUUAAGCAUUGGGCAUUCAAGCACCGCAUUCCUCUAGAGAAAGUUACUACAUUGAACGUUCGUGGAAAUGUUUCCCUCCAAGUCUGUGGUUUUAUUCAUAGCUGGAGGACUACUUCAUCCUUUACAGAACUAAAGAAAAUUGCAACCACACAGACCUCAACCUCGUGUGUAACAUCCAUGCCUUUAGAGAUUUCACAUCCAAUCAGUAACCCUAAACUUCCCUAUGUGGGUAAAAUCCCAGGAGGGUUUAAACAAGACAUGGCUGUAUUCUUACAGGGGACUUUUCCUGCUGAGGCAAAGAGCUUUGAAAUGAAUUUUAAAACUGGAACAUCUGAUGCUGAUGACACCGCUUUUCACUACAAACCUCGCAUUGGUGAUCGUACUGUCCUGAACUCCUGCAGAAGUGGAAAAUGGGAGACAGAGGAAACUGCUACUGAUAAACCCUUCACCAAGGGAGGAGUCUUCCAGAUAUUUGUUGCUAUUAAAUCAGACGGCUAUGAGGUCUACACAAACAGUUUAAAACACUGUACAUUCAAACAUCGUAUUCCUCUGGAGAAGGUUUCAGCAAUUACCUUUAAUGGUGAUAUUUCCUCCCUACUCUGUGGGUUUAUUGAGAAAUGGACGUGUCCUUCUUUGUUCAGCAAAGAGAAGAGAUCUGUACUGAUGGGAAGUGGAAGCUCAACAUUUAUCCCAUUAGAGAUUUCUAAUCCAGUCAGCAACCCAGCAGUUCCCUAUGUGGGUGAAAUUGCAGGAGGAAUAAAACAAGAUGUAGCUGUAGUUUUCCAAGGAACUGUUCCAGCGGAUGCAAAGAGCUUUGAAAUAAAUUUCAAAACGGGGCCAGCCGAUGGUGAUGACAUCGCUUUUCACUACAAGCCUGUUUUCGGGGCAAAGACCACCCUGAACAGCUUCAGAAAUGGAAACUGGGAGAAGAUGGAAACUGCACCUGUUAAAAACUUCACCCAGGGAGGAGCCUUUAUCAUUCUUUUCGUCAUCAACGCUGAGGGCUAUGAGGUCUAUGUGAAUGGCUUUAAGCAUUGCACAUUCAAGCAUCGCAUUCCUCUAGAUAAAGUUUCUACAUUUAACGUUCGUGGAGAUGUUUCCCUGCAAGUCUGUGGUUUAAUUGAUGGCUGGAGCACUACCCCAUCCUUUACAGAACUAAAGAAAAUCACAGCCACACAGACCUCAACCUCGUGUGUAACAUCCAUGCCUUUAGAGAUUUCACAUCCAAUCAGUAACCCAAAACUUCCCUAUGUUGGAAAAAUCCCAGGAGGGUUUAAACAAGACAUGGCUGUAUUCUUACAAGGGACUCUUCCUGCUGAGGCGAAGAGCUUUGAAAUGAAUUUUAAAACUGGAACAUCUGAUGCUGAUGACACCGCUUUUCACUACAAACCUCGCAUUGGUGAUUGUACCGUCCUGAACUCCUGCAGAAGUGGAAGCUGGGAGACAGAGGAAUCUGCUACUGAUAAACCCUUCACCAAGGGAGGAGUCUUCCAGAUAUUUGUUGCCAUUAAAUCAGACGGCUAUGAGGUCUACACAAACGGUUUAAAACACUGUACAUUCAAACAUCGUAUUCCUCUGGAGAAGGUUUCAGCAAUUACCUUUAAUGGUGAUAUUUCCUCCCUCCUCUGUGGGUUUAUUCAAAAAUGGACGUGUCCUUCUUUGUUCAUUAAAGAGAAGAAAUCUAUACUGAUGGGAAGUGGAAGCUCAACAUUUAUCCCAUUAGAGAUUUCUAAUCCAGUCAGCAACCCAGCAGUUCCCUAUGUGGGGGAAAUUCCAGGAGGAAUAAAACAAGAUAUGGCUGUGGUUUUCCAAGGAACUGUUCCUGCAGAUGCAAAGAGUUUUGAGAUAAAUUUAAAAACGGGGCCAGCUGAAGGUGAUGACAUCGCUUUUCACUACAACCCUUGCAUUGGUAAUUAUACUGCUCUGAACACCUUCGAAAGCGGAAGCUGGGGGAAGCAGGAAAAUGCACCUGACAAACCAUUCACCAGAGGAGAAGGAUUCAUUAUUCUUUUCAUCGUUAAUGAUGAGACCUUUGAGGUCUAUGUGAAUGGCUUUAAGCAUUGGGCAUUCAAGCACCGCAUUCCUCUAGAGAAAGUUACUACAUUGAACGUUCGUGGAAAUGUUUCCCUCCAAGUCUGUGGUUUUAUUCAUAGCUGGAGGACUACUUCAUCCUUUACAGAACUAAAGAAAAUUGCAACCACACAGACCUCAACCUCGUGUGUAACAUCCAUGCCUUUAGAGAUUUCACAUCCAAUCAGUAACCCUAAACUUCCCUAUGUGGGUAAAAUCCCAGGAGGGUUUAAACAAGACAUGGCUGUAUUCUUACAGGGGACUUUUCCUGCUGAGGCAAAGAGCUUUGAAAUGAAUUUUAAAACUGGAACUUCUGAUGCUGAUGACACCGCUUUUCACUACAAACCUCGCAUUGGUGAUCGUACUGUCCUGAACUCCUGCAGAAGUGGAAAAUGGGAGACAGAGGAAACUGCUACUGAUAAACCCUUCACCAAGGGAGGAGUCUUCCAGAUAUUUGUUGCCAUUAAAUCAGACGGCUAUGAGGUCUACACAAACGGUUUAAAACACUGUACAUUCAAACAUCGUAUUCCUCUGGAGAAAGUUUCAGCAAUUACUUUUAAUGGUGAUAUUUCCUCCCUACUCUGUGGGUUUAUUCAGAAAUGGACGUGUCCUUCUUUGUUCAUUAAAGAGAAGAGAUCUGUACUGAUGGGAAGUGGAAGCUCAACAUUUAUCCCAUUAGAGAUUUCUGAUCCAGUCAGCAACCCAGCAGUUCCCUAUGUGGGGGAAAUUCCAGGAGGAAUAAAACAAGAUAUGGCUGUGGUUUUUCAAGGAACUGUUCCUGCAGAUGCAAAGAGUUUUUAUAUAAAUUUUAAAACGGGGCCAGCUGAAGGUGAUGACAUCGCUUUUCACUACAAUCCUCGCAUUGGUAAUUGUACUGCUCUGAACACCCUCAAAAGCAGAAGCUGGGGGAAGCAGGAAAAUGCACCUGACAAACCCUUUACCAGAGGAGAAGGAUUCAUUAUUCUUUUUAUCAUUAAUGCUGAGGGCUAUGAGGUCUAUGUGAAUGGCUUUAAGCAUUGCGCAUUCAAGCACCGCAUUCCUCUAGAUAAAGUUAAUACAUUGAACGUUCAUGGAAAUGUUUCCCUCCAAGUCUGUGGUUUUAUUCAUAGCUGGAGCACUACUUCAUCCUUUACAGAACUAAAGAAAAUUGCAACCACACAGACCUCAACCUCGUGUGCAACAUACAAGCCUUUAGAGAUUUCACAUCCAAUCAGUAACCCUAAACUUCCCUAUGUGGGUAAAAUCCCAGGAGGGUUUAAACAAGACAUGGCUGUAUUCUUACAGGGGACUCUUCCUGCUGAGGCAAAGAGCUUUGAAAUGAAUUUUAAAACUGGAACAUCUGAUGCUGAUGACACCGCUUUUCACUACAACCCUCGCAUUGGUGAUCGUACCGCCCUGAACUGCUGUAGAAGUGGAAACUGGGAGACAGAGGAAACUGCUACUGAUAAACCCUUCACCAAGGGAGGAGUCUUCCAGAUUUUUGUUGCCAUUAAAUCAGAUGGCUAUGAGGUCUACACAAACGGUGUAAAACACUGUACAUUCAAACAUCGUAUUCCUCUGGAGAAAGUUUCAGCAAUUACCUUUAAUGGUGAUAUUUCCUCCCUCCUCUGUGGGUUUAUUCAAAAAUGGACAUGUCCUUCUUUGUUCAUUAAAGAGAAGAAAUCUGUACUGAUGGGUAGCGGAAGUGGAAAGGGUAUCCCAUUAGAGAUUUCUGAUCCAGUCAGCAACCCAGCAGUUCCAUAUGUAAGUGAAAUCCCAGGAGGGAUAAAACAAGAUUUGGCUGUAGUUUUCCAAGGAACUGUUCCUGCAGAUGCCAAGAGCUUUGAAAUAAAUUUUAAAACCGGCCCAGCUGAUGGUCAUGACAUCGCCUUUCACUACAAGCCUGUUAUUGGUGAGCAUACCGCUCUGAACAGCUUCAGAAAUGGAAGCUGGGAGACGGUGGAAACUGCAACUGAUGAACCAUUCAGGUUUGGAGGCAACUUCAUCAUUCUUUUCAUCAUCACUGCUAAUGGCUAUGAGGUCUAUGUGAAUGGCUUAAAGCAUUGCACAUUCAAGCACCGCAUUCCUCUAGAUAAAGUCUCUACAUUUAACGUUCGUGGAAAUGUUUCCCUCCAAGUCUGUGGCCUAAUUAAUAACUGGAGUACUACUUCAUCAUUUUCAGAACUAAAGAAAUCCGCAGGCACCUGGAGCUCUGCCUCGAGUUUCAAAUCAUUGCCUUCAGAGAUUUCACAGCCAGUUGUUAACCCUGCACUUCCCUAUGUGGGUAAAAUUCCAGGAGGGAUAAAUAAAGACAUGGCUUUAUUCUUCCAAGGCAGUGUUCCUACAGAUGCAAAAGGAUUUGAUAUUAAUUUCAAAACGGGUCCAGGUGACAGUGAUGACAUCGCUUUUCAGUACAACCCUCGCUUUGGUGAUCAUACUUCCCUGAACAGCUUCAGAGCUGGAAAGUGGGAUCAGGAGGAAAAUGCACCUGAUAAACCCUUCACCAAAGGAGAAGCCUUCCAAAUGAUUAUAGUCAUCAACUCUGAUGGUUAUGAGGUCUACGUGAACGGUGUAAGACAUUGCACAUUCAAGCACCGUAUUCCUCUAGAGAAAGUUUCAACACUUCGCAUUAAUGGUCAUGUGUCCCCGCUCAUAUGCGGAUUUAUUCAUAGCUGGAGUACUUCUUCAUUCUUUACAAAAAUUCAGGAAGUCAUAAUGACAACGAGCUCACAGACAAAAGUGGAAUCUGGCCCUUUAGAGAUUUCACAUCCAAUCAGCAACCCAGCACUUCCCUAUGUGGGUGAAAUACCAGGAGGUUUGAAACAAGACAUGGCUGUAUUCUUUCAAGGGUCUGUUCUACCAGAUGCUGGAAGUUUUUAUAUAAAUUUCCAAACCGGCAAAGGAGAAGGUGAUGACAUCGCUUUUCACUUUAACCCUCGCAUGGGUUAUACUACCGCCCUGAACAGCUUUAGAAGUGGAAGCUGGGGGACACAAGAAGAUGCACCCGAUAAAACCUUCGCUAAGGGAGAAGCCUUCCAAAUGAUUAUAGUCAUCAACUCUGAGGGUUAUAAGGUCUAUGUGAACGGUUUAAGAUAUUGUACGUUCAAACACCGCAUUCCUCUAGAGAAAGUUUCAACACUUCGCAUUAAUGGACAAGUUUCCCUACUCGUUUGCGGAUUUAUACAUAGUUGGAGUACUUCUUCAUUCUUUACACAACUUCAGGAAGUUGUAAUGACAGAGAGUUCACAGAUAAUGGAAUCUGGAGCUUUAGAGAUUUCACAUGCAAUCAGCAACCCAGCACUUCCCUAUGCGGGUGAAAUACCAGGAGGUUUGAAACAAGACAUGGCUGUAUUCUUCCAAGGGUCUGUUCCUCCAGAUGGCGAGAGUUUUUAUAUCAAUUUCAAAACGGGCCGAGGAGAAGGUGAUGACAUCGCUUUUCACUUUAAACCUCGCAUGGGUUGUACUACCGCCCUGAACAGCUUCAGAAAUGGAGGCUGGGAUAAGCAGGAAGAUGCACCCGAUAGUCCCUUCACAAAGGGAGGAGCCUUCCAAAUGAUUAUAGUCAUCAACUCUGAGGGAUACGAGGUCUACGUGAACGGCUUACGGCAUUGUGUGUUUAUGCACCGCCUACCUUUAGAGAAAGUUUUAGCACUUGCCAUUGAUGGACACAUUUUGCUUUCCAUAUGUGGCUUUGUUUAUAACUGGAGUAGUUCCUCCAUGUGUACAGAAAUAAUGAAAUUCCAAAGCACACAGAGUUCAACCACAACAACCGUCACACUACAGGUUUCAGAACCAAUCAGCAACCCGGUGAUUCCCUUUGAAGGAAAAAUACCGGUCAAGGUAAAGCAAGACAUGGCUGUGCUUUUUCAAGGGAAUGUUCUUGAAAAUGGAAAUAGCUUUAUUAUAGAUUUUACAACCGGGAGUAAGGACAUCGCUUUUCACUACAACCCUCGCAUUGGUAACUUCACUGCCCUGAACAACCUCAGAAACGGAAACUGGGAUACCCAAGAAAAUGCACCUGAUAAACCCUUCACCAAGGGACAAGCCUUCCAGAUUAUUGUUGUCUUUAAAUCAGAGGGCUAUGAGGUUUAUGCGAACAACAUGCGCCACUGCACAUAUAAACAUCGCAUUCCACUAGAGAACGUUUCAGCGAUUGGUGUUAAUGGAGAUGUUGCGCUUCAGCUCAUUGGCUUUAUUGAAAACUGGAAGAGUGAAUAAAUGAACAUGAGUAAGCACGUACAUGGGGAAGAAGUUCCAGAGGCUGAAAAAAAUACAUUUUGCAGCAGUCAUUUUUUUUUUGCUAUUAUUUUUAAGUAGGUAAUAAUUUAAAAAAAUAAACAAUCGAACCGACAGAGCAGCUAACAUUUAAAUCCAUAGUCUCAUAUUUCUUGUGUUAGCUUUGCUCUCUUAAAAGGAAAAAUGUUUUUCAGACUUUUAUCACAUUCCAGAGUUUUGCAAUUCAUAUUUUCAUAAUAAAUUGAAAUAACUGUUUGAUACUAUACCAUCUAUAGAUCAAAUAUUAAUUCGGAAAUUCAAGUUUGCUAUGAAGCCUGCUUGGAAACUUAACAAUAUCAGCCAAUGGGAACAGAAAAAAAAAAAUCUUUAUCUAUGCAAAACUGCGGAAUGAAGAGAUAAGGCCGUCCAGAAUCUACUUUUUAAAGUCUGGGCUGAUUUUUGUGAACGGUAGCUUGUUUGGGCAACAAUCUACAUUGGUAAAGUUUUGGUUUGUUUAAGCUUGCAUUAUGAUUCUCUAUUAGAGAACAUAAGGUGUCUUGCUAUACUUUUCAUGUGUGCUAAAGGGCAAAAAUUGGCUAAUUUAUAGUCCUGUUUUUGGUAACUUGUGGGGUAGUUUGGGGAAAACAACCUCCAUAUAUGUCAGAUCUUUUUCUUGCUUCUGGUUCAAUGGUAAUCUGUUCUGAAAUCUUUAAUUGUUUAACUGAUUUGCUGUUGAAUUUCUGUUUAUUUUCAAUAAACAAUAAGAAUCUAAAA
Messenger RNA from Silurus meridionalis, 9217 nucleotides. RefSeq names its product galectin 4 (gene lgals4). Gene Ontology annotation, molecular function: carbohydrate binding. The record is from RefSeq and is a predicted model, not a curated record. The coding region runs from base 29 to 8446 and encodes 2805 amino acids. NCBI's taxonomy places the organism in Eukaryota, Metazoa, Chordata, Actinopteri, Siluriformes, Siluridae. The transcript has 67 exons.